Messenger RNA from Octopus sinensis (East Asian common octopus), 3452 nucleotides. RefSeq names its product protein lev-9-like. The transcript has 19 exons. Bases 186 to 2351 code for a protein of 721 amino acids. NCBI's taxonomy places the organism in Eukaryota, Metazoa, Mollusca, Cephalopoda, Octopoda, Octopodidae. The record is from RefSeq and is a predicted model, not a curated record.
GUAAGUGAAUUUUUAGAAGAUGACUUUUGGUAUUGAUUUAAACCUGGUGACAGAAAUAAAUUGCCAAUGAUAAACAAUGUCCUCGAAAGGAAAAUGUCCUCAGCCGAGAUUGCCUUAAAAGAUGUUCAACAGACGAUGAUUGUGUGAGCAAAAAGAAAAAAUGUCUAUGCGACGGUGUCUGUGGAAUGAGUUGCAUUAACAAAAACUCUAAAAGCCAUACACGAUGUAGAGGAGAUGACUUAAAAAUAUUAAAUGGUAAUGUGGAUAUAGUUCCCUAUAACAGAUUUGGAGCCAUGGCAAAAUACACCUGUGAAAAAGGCUACGUACUCUAUGGCAAUGCAACCCGGAUUUGCCAAGGAGAUGAAAAAUGGAGCGGAGAGAUACCUCGAUGUGUCAUGAAGGAUCCAGAUGUUGACAAGAACGAGUGUCGAGAUCCUCCGAAAGUGCAUAAUGCUGUACAUGAUGGGCCUGAGACCCAGAAGAAAUACUCUGUUGGUCACAUGCUUGAGUAUCGAUGUAAAGAAGGUUUCAUGGCUAGAAAAGAAAGUGUGCUCCGAGCAUGGUGUAUCGGAGGUGAAUUGUGGGUUGGUCCUAAUAUGACAUGUACUCAUGCCGGGUGCCCACUGCUUCCCCAAAUUGACAAUGGUCAUGUGGAUAUUUUACAACCCAAUAUAAUUGGGACCUCGGCGAAAUAUACUUGUUCAACUGGCUUCUUUCUUGCUGGGCGAGCAAUACGAAAAUGCACAUCAGAAGGCGCUUGGGAUGGGAGAGAGCCUAGCUGUGAGAAAGUUCUAUGUAAUAGACCCCCAGAUAUUCCAAAUGCUUAUCACAAUGCACCCAAAGGGCAAGACAGCUUUCCUGCUGGUACUGUACUGACAUAUAAAUGUGAAGCGCGAUUCAGGGCUGAUGGGCAAGAGCGUGCAAUGUGCAGGGAAGAUGGUACAUGGAGUGGACCGACUAUGUUUUGUAAAGUUAAAAACAGAAAUAAAGAUUCAUUUAAAAAUUGCGGAUUCCCCGGAGAACUGGUGAAUGGUAGACGUGAGGGUAACAGGUUUAGGUUUCCAGGCAAGGUGACCUACCAUUGCAAUGAAGGGUACGAGCUACAUGGUCAGCCAGUAAGAGAAUGCCAGGCCGAUGGUGUUUGGUCGGGAUCGUUACCAGUUUGUAAACCAAUAAGAUGCCCAGAAUUACAUGCACCGCUGAAUGGCUACGUGACAGGCUCUGGGAACACAUACAACACAGUGUUAAAAUUCCACUGUUCCACCGGUUUCAAUAUUGUCGGAUCCUCAGAGCGGCGAUGUAUGUCAAAUCAUCAGUGGAGUGGACAACCAACUCGUUGCGAAGGCCAACCUGGAGGUAGGAGACCCUCAGAUGGUAAUAAAUCUAUCACUCCUACUAAAAAGCCCAAAAAAGAUUCGAGCCGUAAAGGUAAAAAACGUACUAAGGCUAACAAUGGUACUAAAAGUAUCAAAAAUACUAAAGACUCAGAAACUAACUGCGGUUUACCAGGUCCUUUGAGGAAUGGCUAUUUAGAUGGACAUCGUACAACUGUAGGAGCUGUAUUUUUCUUCAGAUGCAAUGUGAGGACAACUUUCGACGGCCCAUCUUUCUCCACUCAGUGUCAGGAGAAUGGAUCGUGGUCACAUCCCCCUCCAAAAUGCUGGGGUCAGUGCCAGGUACCUUCAAUUCUCAAUGGAAGUGUGACGCAUGGUCGUGAAGGUGCAUGGGUAGACCAUGAAACAUUUAUCAACUUUCGCUGCAGGGAAGGCCUCGUACUUAAUGACACCUCACAUGUCAAGUGUGACAAUGGAACAUGGAGUUUAACCCCUAGAUGUAUUCCUGGAAGUGAACUACCUGUCACCAAAGAGCCUAUUUUUAUCGCAGGCCAUAUACCUUAUUUUGCUCCAUGCUCUGCGUCUCCACCAAAUAUUGAUAAUGGUCGGCGAGUUUACAUCGGGUGGAAACAUGGAGAUCGAGCAAAAUAUAUGUGUCUUCAAGGUUUCCGUCUUCGUGGAGACAAAUACAUGACAUGCCAAUAUGGGCGGUGGAAAGGUUCUAGACCGUACUGUGAAGAAAUAUUCUGUCCUAAUCCAGGAUCAUUGACAAAUGGUAAAAUAUUUAAAAAAGGACAUUUAGGAAAUUUUGUGUUUAAACCAUAUAUUGUUACUAUACGACACGGUGACCGGUUAAUGUAUGAAUGUGAACGUGGCUAUGAAUUACUUGGUCCAACUGGUGCCACCUGCGUUGAUGGCCAAUGGAGCCCUGAAGAUAGGCCCUUAUGCAAACAAAGCUCCCAUCCAGCUUUGCAAAAGCUAUGGAAGCCCAUCGAAGAGGGUCCUUUGAAUUAUUAAGCCAGAUCUGGAUUGGAAAUUAUCACAGAGAGAUGCCACAUAUUAUGGAAUGGAAACAGGAAAAAUUAUUUAAAACAAAAAUCCAUGCUUAGAAUGGUGUAGAAACUAAACACAUGUAGAUAAAGAAAUGUACCUUCACAUACCAUGUCUACCAAGAAGGAGUUAGAAAAGCUGCUCACACAAAACAUCAUUGAAGGUUUGUUGUGAGCAAUGUUUUGGGCCUGGCAAAAAGAUUAAGUCACAUAAUCAUAUUACUAAUAUUCUUUGUCUUAAUCAUAUUCUGAACAGUUUUGCAAUGGCUGCUUUGUUAUGAUACAAAGUUGAACAAGGAAUUGAAGAUUAUUUUGCGGUUAUAAUUGAAAUAAAAAAAAAAAUAUGAGAGUAGACAUUACACUCUAAAGUUGGUUUAACAGAUAAAAAUGAAAAAAAUUAAAAACAAGAAAAUUCUCUAAAGAAAGACUGGGAUGAGAGUUUCUCAAAAAAAAAAAAAAAAAACUAGAAAUGGUCUCUAAGAUAAAAGUGGCUGAAUUUGGUAUAGAUUUUUUUUUUUUAAUGGAUUGAAGUUUAUUUUAUCCAAAAUAUAUAUGUGACAAGAAUGUUGUAGAAUGAAGUUAACUAUGGAAUAUUCAAAAGAAUAUAUUGACAGAAAUAAAAUGGGUUCUUCCAGAAACGAUCCUGUGAAGAAGAGCACAACGAAGAUGAACCAAUUUUUUUAUUAAAAAGAUUUACAUAGAGAAAGUCAAGCAAAAGAAAUGAAACAAAAAUUAUACAAGAACGCUUGCAUGAUUCGAUAUUUGUACGAAAUCAAUAUUUCCUGGUUAAAAGAUUUCCAAAGAACUACAAAACAUACUGUAUUCUUGUGGAUGAGAUGAAAAUCAUUGAUGUUCUUCUAAAAAAAGAAUAAGGAUUAUGUCAAGGGUGAAUAGAACCUAACCACAUGUCUUUGGCAUCGAAUGGUUUGUUCUUUGGUAGAAUAUACCAGCUCCGUGAAAAUUUGGGACUUCAGAAAUGUUGAGAAAAUCAUCUGAAACUGAAACCCACACCCAAACGUUAGAGCUUGCCAAAAUGAAAAGAGAAUAUGGACAAAUACGGAAAAAAAAA